Molecule: messenger RNA, 1605 nt
Organism: Arabidopsis arenosa
Lineage: Eukaryota; Viridiplantae; Streptophyta; Magnoliopsida; Brassicales; Brassicaceae
Source: the annotation of a GenBank genome assembly
GAUAGCAUAAGAACAUGUCCAUACUUGAAACUUCCUUAAACUCAAUGUUCUCUCUUACUUCAUACAAUCAAAGUCAAAAGCUCAAGAUACUACUCAAUGGCCAUAGCAAGAUCCAUAACCUCGUUCAUGUUCUUCCUCUUGAUAUCAUCAAACUCUGUUAACAGUUCUGUUCUUGCUCAGGCCACGACAGCGAAAUUCACAUUCAUAGGUUUCAAAGGGAACCAAACGGAAAUUCAAACAGAAGGAGCUUCUGAAAUCCAACACGAAAAUGGUCUUCUUAGACUAACUAAUCGGAACCAAAACGUCACCGGGACUGCGUUUUACCGCAAACCGAUUAGAUUGCGUAACUUCACCAAUUCCUCCGAUAUCAAAGUUUGUUCCUUUAGCACUUCUUUCGUCUUCGUCAUAAUCCCUUCAAGUCCCGGAACCGGUGGUUUUGGUUUCACGUUUACACUUUCUCCGACCCCAAAUCGUCCUGGAGCCGAGUCUGCACAGUACUUGGGGCUUUUGAACAGAACCAACAACGGGAAUGCAUCGAAUCACGUAUUUGCUGUGGAAUUCGACACGGUACAAGGAUUUAAAGACGGCGCUGACAGAAGAGGAAACCACAUCGGUCUUAAUUUCAACAACCUCUCCUCCGAUGUACAAGAGCCACUCAUUUAUUACGACACGGAGGAUCGAAAAGAGGAUUUUCAGCUAGAAAGCGGCGAACCAAUCCAAGUUCAUGUCAAUUACGACGGACCCAGCGAAACCUUAAACGUUACAAUCUAUCCUACGCGUUUAGAGUUUAAGCCCAAGAAGCCUCUGAUCUCGCGACGAGUUUCAGAGCUGUCGGAGAUUUUGGAGGAUGAAAUGUACGUCGGAUUCACCGCCGCGACUGGAAAAGACCAGUCGAGUGCUCACUAUGUAAUGGGUUGGAGUUUUUCAAGCUGUGGAGAAAAUCCAAUGGCGGAUUGGCUCGAUCCCUCGAAGCUUCCGCUUCCACCUCGCUUGAGUAACAAGAAAGGUUACGAUUCUCAAGUCAUUGCUUUGAUUGUUGCUUUAUCGAUCGUCACAUUGGUCUUGCUUGUGUUACUAUUUAUAUUUGUGAUGUACAAAAGGCGAAUCCAAGAAGAAGAUACUCUAGAGGACUGGGAGAUUGAUUAUCCUCAUAGAUUCAGAUACAGAGAUCUCUACUUAGCAACGAAGAAGUUCAAAGAGAAGAACUUCUUCUUAGCUGAUUGGGUAAUGGAGUUUCACACUAAUGGUGGAAUCCUUAGCGCCGUGGAUCAGAAACUCGGAUCUAGUUUUAAUGGCAGAGAGGCUAAAUUAGCUCUUAUUGUGGGAUUACUCUGUUGCCAUCAGAAACCGACAUAUCGGCCAUCGAUGAGAAUGGUGCUUAGAUAUUUGAAUGGUGAAGAUCAGAAUGUUCCACAGAUUGAUGGAAAUUGGGGAUUCUCGGAUUCUUCGAGAGACGAUCUUAAAACGAAUGUCGUAGGUUAUGUUUCGUCCGAUAGAGCCUCGAGCUCGAAUACUUUUUCGUCUUUCUCCGAGGUUUCUUCAAGUUCUAUCGUUAGUGGUAGAUAGUUUCAUUCGUUGCACUUUUAAUAUAGCUUAUUAAUUUUC